Molecule: messenger RNA, 638 nt
Organism: Sinocyclocheilus grahami
Lineage: Eukaryota; Metazoa; Chordata; Actinopteri; Cypriniformes; Cyprinidae
Product: protein Flattop-like
Exons: 5
Coding region: 1-615 (204 amino acids)
Biological process (GO): cilium organization
Cellular component (GO): ciliary basal body
Source: RefSeq, a predicted model, not a curated record
AUGAAAAUUUAUGAAAAUGCCUUUAAGUCGCAAAAGCUCCAGAAUUGGACCAUCCCAAAACAUUUCAAAGAGAGACCAGCAGCAGCAGAAGGCCACACUACAUUUAUAGCCACAGACCAUGGCCACCUUCUACCUGGUGUGAGAACAAAGAGUGGAAGUGCAUGGCCAGCAUUUCAAGGCACUUGGGAUUUACCUCGCUAUAUCCCUCCUGCUUCCCUAAACCCCACUGCCCGCUCACAAGAGGGCCAGGAUCGCCUCAAGACCUGGAGACAGAUGAACUUUUCCACAAACCAGACUCAUGAGGCCCCUGGUGGCAGCCAGGCUACAAACAGAACUGUUAACAAUGUGGAAACCAUAAAUGUGGACCAGCCUGCAGAAGAGUCAGAAAUGCCUGUGAAUGAGCCAGACCAAAACCAGAGGCCCAAAUCACAGUAUAGCCAAGACCAGUCUAGACCAACAAGCCAGCAAGCUCAGUCUAACCCAGUAAACCAAACUCAGUCUAGACCAGGAAAUCACCUCAGCCAACAGGUUUCAUCUAGACCAGUCACUCAGGAGAGCCAAGCCGAAUUAAGACCACCAACCCAGAACAGCAGACCAGCAUCUCAGCAGAAAUAACACCAUUUAUAAUCAGAUCCCCU